Messenger RNA from Darwinula stevensoni, 795 nucleotides. Lineage: Eukaryota; Metazoa; Arthropoda; Ostracoda; Podocopida; Darwinulidae. The record is from the annotation of a GenBank genome assembly.
AAGGACAUCAUCCGGUUGGAUCAGGUGGAGUUGUCAGACGGAGGGGAGCACCCAACCACUUUUGACUUAAUCGCUGCGCCGGCCCCCCACGUCAGGUAUACUUUGCAAGCCCGAGACCCCGAAACGAAAAAGGCCUGGCUGGACCAGGUCCGGCAGGUAGUCGCCGACGUCAAGGAACUAGAGGAAUUGGUUUUGCAAGAUGACCUUCAAGUCGUGAACGGGGAGGAGGAAAAGGGAUCGGAGGACCUAUCCCAGGAACCCAAACCGACCGAGAAGCAGCCAGGGCCAGAAUCAAAGGGGAAACAGAAAGAAAAAGUAAAGGAAAAGGAAAAGGAAAAGGAAAAGGAAAAAGAAGAGAAAGAGAAGGACGACCAGGGAGGAAAGGCGAAAAAGAGGAAGGAAUCCCGGCGAGAGAAAGAAGAGCCAGCCGAGAAGGCGCAGAAGCAGGAAUCGAAGAUGCCCGCGGAAAAAACCGCGAAGGCACCGGCCAGCCAGCACGGCUCGGCCGGCGAUUCUGCCGUGUUCGAAUGCGCGGUGCAGGGGACCCCGGCCGUCGCCGUCUCCUGGCUCCGGAACAAUCUACCCCUGGACGACCGGCUCGCUGACCGGGUGGAGCAGACCCAGAACGGCGAUCAGUUCCAGCUCGUCCUUCGCCACUGCCGGCCCUCAGACGCCGGGCUCGUCACGGCCAGGGCUUCGUCGUCCGCCGGGUGCUCCACUUGCUCCGCCCAGCUCCUCGUCGACGAAAAUGGUCUGCUUUCUUUGUUCCUCGCAUAUGUUGCCGUUCAAGGGUAA